GUUAAUUGGCGCUAUAUGAAGCAUGAUGCUCCACAUGUGUCUGUUAACUGUCCACGGACACUCAAACUCUUCAAGAAGCGUUUUGUGCUGAUAUUACGUGUUUUAACGACGCUGGCGUGUGUGCGCGCGCGCGGUGUGUGUGUCUGCAGCAGCACUUCCGCUCUGAGAGACACGCGCGUCCACGGACACACACCGACACAAAGAGAGAUCGGGAUGUCGGAUGAGGACUCGCGUGCCAGCUCUAGUUCAUCCUCCUCUUCUUCCUCUUCCUCCACCCAUCAGCAGCAGGAGAAGGACACAUCUGGGAAAAAGAGAGACAGCAAAGCCAACAUGAGCAAGACCUCCAAACUCCUCUCCACCAGCGCCAAGAGGAUUCAGAAGGAGCUGGCGGACAUCAUGUUGGACCCGCCGCCGAACUGCAGUGCGGGUCCUAAAGGAGACAACAUCUACGAGUGGAGGUCCACUAUCCUGGGUCCUCCAGGUUCAGUGUAUGAGGGAGGAGUGUUCUUCCUGGACAUCGCUUUCACUCCAGACUACCCCUUCAAACCACCCAAGGUGACGUUUCGCACGAGAAUCUACCACUGCAACAUCAACAGUCAGGGUGUGAUCUGUCUGGACAUCCUGAAGGACAACUGGAGCCCGGCGCUCACCAUCUCCAAAGUGCUGCUGUCCAUCUGCUCUCUGCUCACAGACUGUAACCCAGCUGAUCCUCUGGUAGGAAGCAUCGCCACGCAGUACACAACCAACAGACCUGAGCACGACAGGAUAGCCAAACAGUGGACCAAACGCUACGCCACAUAAUUCCUCCGGCCGCUGCCUGCCGGACGUCUGUGGGGUGGGGCGGGGGGCUUUGGGAGGGAUGGGGGGAUGGGGACACAUAGGGUAGAGAUACAGGGUGAAUUUUAUGAUGGAAUUUAAAUUCACAUUUCAAUUGUUUUUUCUUUCCCUGCAUAUUUUUUGUUGUUGUUGUUUCCCUUGGCUCAAGUAGCAUCAUGAUUUGACAAAAAUGAAUCUUAAUGUGUAUCUUCUUUGCCUUCCUGUUGUAAAUUGGUUUUAUUUGGAGCUUCCUCAUUCUUGUCAAAUGAAGUCACAGCAUGAGCCUCUGGCAGGAUUGUUCCGUGUAUGUAUUUCCUCACCAAUAUUAAAGUUGACGUUGUUGUACAGA
Molecule: messenger RNA, 1165 nt
Organism: Carassius gibelio (silver crucian carp)
Lineage: Eukaryota; Metazoa; Chordata; Actinopteri; Cypriniformes; Cyprinidae
Product: ubiquitin-conjugating enzyme E2 E1-like
Exons: 6
Coding region: 16-801 (261 amino acids)
Biological process (GO): protein polyubiquitination
Cellular component (GO): nucleus
Molecular function (GO): ubiquitin conjugating enzyme activity
Source: RefSeq, a predicted model, not a curated record